AUGAUGAUAAGUCACUCCACUUGCCGUACUCAAUGUAAAAAUACAGUUAAGACACAGAGAGUUCUCAAGCUCUGCCAAGGCUAAAAUAAAAGUUUACAAGAAGAAAAGAAAGUCGCAAUGAAGCUUUUAGUGUGUAGCACAUUGCUACUGCUGCUUGGUGGCAGCUUAGCGCAGGACGCCGAUAUUCCAAAACCAGUUGAUAUCUCGACAGAGAAGCCGAGUUUGUCCGAAAUUCCGAAACCAGUGGAAGUUUUGACGCAGAAUCCGAUUUAUUCUGAAGCUCCGAUAUUAGUUAAAGUUACGACACAGAAACCGACUUAUUCCGAAGCUCCGAUACUAGUUACGACAAAGAAACCACAUCGUAUUAAUUGGCAGCCCGUUUGGGAUGAUGAUCAAAUACCUGGUGAUCCACGACAGUUUGAACGAAACCCGAUUUUCAAUCCAUUACUACCAUUCUUUCCCAUCAGACCACAGUUGAACCUGGGACCCUGCGACGCGCCCAACGGCAUGGGCAUACGUAAUCUGCUGGUACAAGCCAAAGCGCUGCUGCCACGCCAACGCAUACGUGCCAUUAUACGCGGCGCUUCCAAAGAUCCCGAAAUGGUGGCACUGGUAAAACUCUUGCAGUCGCCGGAAUAUCGCAAGCGUACCGCCAGCCUGAGUCGCUCGCGUCAGUAUAAGGGAUAUCGUGAUUAUACUUGCUAUAAAAUGAAUUGUGAUAUAAGAUUAUAUGCCGAUUUCGUAAAGGAAUUGGUACAGUUAAAUCUGUUGACGGAGCCAAAUAAGAAUGAGACCGAUAUCGAAGCGAUUAAAGGCCGUCCGGGUAUACGUGGUGUUCUGCAGGACAUACGCGAUGCGCUGCCCCGGAAAGUGUUACGUGAGUUAUUCGAACGUUUAAUUGUCCGCGAUUGGUAUUUACUGCGUGCAGUACAGCGCGCACAAAGCUAUGAAUUCGAAGCUAUUUUCAAGAUGCUGCAGAAGAAUGAGGAUUAUAAAAAGUUGCGUAAGGCUCAGGCUGAAGUGGGUAUGCCCGUGGAGGAGUUGAAGAAGUUAGUAUACUAUGCGUUGGGUUGGCGUGAAGACGCACUGAACUCAGCUGAUGAUCUCUUCAUAGAUAUUUGAGAUAGGUUGUUCUGUCUGGAAGGUUACAGUUCAGUGUUCAUUUUUUUCCAUAUUUUGAUAUACUAAACUACUAAAUAUUUACUUAUUAUUAAGUUUUGGUGAAAGGUUACAAAUUAAGUUGUUAUAUAAUUAAAUGGCAUGUAGUCAGUUGCCUUUGAUUUGAGGCGACUUUUUAAUAAAUAGUCCAUAUUACUACUUGUAUAUCAUAAUAAA
Molecule: messenger RNA, 1335 nt
Organism: Zeugodacus cucurbitae (melon fly)
Lineage: Eukaryota; Metazoa; Arthropoda; Insecta; Diptera; Tephritidae
Exons: 2
Coding region: 118-1122 (334 amino acids)
Source: RefSeq, a predicted model, not a curated record